AUGUCCCUUUAUCUCUUCCUUCCGCUCCUUUCAUCUCUUAAUCAACCUCUCCUCCCCUCUUUCCCUUCUCUCCCUUCGCCCUCGUCCCCCCUUCUACUCUCCCUCCGGCCUCUUUCCCCCCCUCCUUUCCCCUCCCCGCCCGUUCCCCCGCCUCACUUCCCCGCAGAUGGCGCAAUUCGCCCCCCGACGCGCGGACCCUGCUCCACAGCCUUCCAGACCCUCACUAUCAGCACACAGGCGGAUUUUAAUCUCCGAACUACCUACUCCAACACCACCACCGUCGUCCUAUACCUCGCCGGCAACGUCACCUUGAACUCCUCUUUAUUCUUCACCUCUAAUUUCUCCUGCUCGAUCAUCCGCGCGCUUCCGAGCCUCUCCUACAUGCCCUGGCUUUGGUACACCCGGAUCGACGCGCCGGCUGUACGCGUUUUAGGCGCGACCAACGUGCAGUUCAUCGGAAUUGGGAUCGGGUUUCCGUUUCAGUACACUUCGGCGGGGAUGGUCGCGUGUGGCGGGCUACCAGAGUUCCCCAGCAGGUGGACGUGCCCGGUGCUGCACCUCUAUCGCGCGUGGGCUGUUACCUUCGCUAAUGGGCGCAUUCACGGGCGCACAGAUGUGUACCGGUCUGGCGCAACGGAGUUCAGCUACAUGAAGCUGUGGCACGACUACUACGACCGCGACCUCGUCUUCCACAGCUGGAGCGUCAUCCGCUUCGCCAUGUGCGGGGAUCCCGUCAACCUCAUCCGCUCCCUCAACCGCGUCACCAACUGCGAGAUCCGAGGCUCGUGGACCCCAGUCCUCAUGUACGCGGGGACAGUGGGCACCAUCAUUGCCAACAACUUCAUCACGGACUUCCAGUUCGGCGGCGUGCAGUGCGGGCAGGGAGACGGGAACGUGGCGGAUUGCAUGCUCAACACGAUUCAGGACAACAUCAUCACGGCGGAGAGUGCUAUUUACCCCGUGCCGAAUGGAGAUGGAUCCGGGAUCUACUACGACCUGCACUGGUACAACCCUGGCAACCUGGACACGUGCAACUACGUCAUAGCAGGCACGCAUUGCUACUACCUGGACUUUGCCACGUCAGGGCUCACCAUUGAUGGCGCUGUGUGCAUUCGCAACCACGACGGUGUGAAGAUCAACACAGGCCACGGCAAUAAGAUUCAGAGUGUGAUUGUGGUGAAGCCGACGUGGCAGUCGGGCAUCAUGAGCUGCCAGAACUGGUGUGACAACAACUGCCACUCCUGGGCGGGCCGAGGGCUCGGCUACAAAUGGUACACCACCUUCAUUUCACGCUUCGAAACGCCAGGCUGGCGCAAGAACUGGCCGUUCCUAUCGAAUCUGUGCAACCGCACGGAGUGGGCGCCGGGCAUCCCGUGCAACCCCUCGCCGCCCGUGGAAGCCGCUAAGAACUGGACCGGUUACUGCUCGCAGCACCUGGGAUACAACAACGGGAAGCAGCUCUCCGCGAGCGCGAAUGUCACGGCGAAUUGCAGCGGCGUUCCCGGGCUGAACCAUGUGGAGAUGAUCGUAAUCAACGGGACUGGCGGACGGUGGAAUCCGUACUAUAUCAACUGCGACGCGCUGCCGUCCGUCCGGCCAACAAAUAACAUCACCACCACCACGACUAACUACCCCUGGGGUUUCUUCGAUUUUGACAAUGUUACGGGAGAGGAUUUCGGCGUGUCGAAUCUUAGCUCGCGGAUGUAUCAGUUGUACCCGCAUUUUAUGACGUGCAGCAGGCGGAGGGCGGGAAUCCAGCGCCAAAUGCGGGCGUUAUCGGCGGCCGCGAGUACUAUCCAGUCUUCGUUCGGAGUUAACCCUGCCUCAUGGUGGCACGACGUAUACGCCUCGAUUCCUUACAACAAGGAAAUUAGCAGCAGGAUUGUGUCGGAGAAGCUUCUGAAGAGGAUAAGCACGAACCGUCCGCGGCAGAACCCAGGGCAGAAAGAGAAGAAAACUGGGAACGGCGGAAUGGGAUUCCAGAUGCCGACCAUUCCUGUUGGAGGCGGAGGAGGCGGUGGGAAAGGGGGAGGCUGGUCAGUUAGCAACUGGUGGAAGAGGAGGAAAACGCUUGAACGCGGAGCUGGUUAUGCUGACGCGGACGACGUCGAAGGGGAGGAGGAAUCCAUUGAGCAGGAGGAGUUGUACGAGGAGUUCGACUCGCCGAACAAGGACGAGACGCGCCACGAGCAUUUCAACGUGCUUGAGUAUGAUCCCUAUGCUGGAGGGGACGACAGGCUCGGGGGAGAUGCUUUUGACCACCUGUGGAUAUGA
Closterium sp. NIES-65 is the source of this 2274-nucleotide messenger RNA. The record is from the annotation of a GenBank genome assembly. NCBI's taxonomy places the organism in Eukaryota, Viridiplantae, Streptophyta, Zygnematophyceae, Desmidiales, Closteriaceae.